This is a messenger RNA of Bombyx mori (domestic silkworm), 6301 nucleotides long. RefSeq names its product myotubularin-related protein 3. Bases 725 to 3820 code for a protein of 1031 amino acids. The record is from RefSeq and is a predicted model, not a curated record. Gene Ontology annotation, molecular function: metal ion binding; protein phosphatase binding; phosphatidylinositol-3-phosphate phosphatase activity. Gene Ontology annotation, biological process: regulation of autophagy; phosphatidylinositol dephosphorylation. The transcript has 21 exons. Gene Ontology annotation, cellular component: membrane; cytoplasm. Lineage: Eukaryota; Metazoa; Arthropoda; Insecta; Lepidoptera; Bombycidae.
GCCGCCGGUGUCCCCUCGCGAUUCGACGCCCCUGCCCCCCGCGGUACUACCGCGCCUCCAGUUGCUCCGCAGCUGUCGCGCGCGUCGGUCGCGUGUCUCGUGCGACUUUGCUACCCAUCCACCGUAAUAUGGAUAUAUACUACACCCGCGCUCUUAUCGAAAUCCAUUUCGCAUAUUUGUGGCUACGCGAAGUUUCCGACAAACGUAAAUGGAUUAUUUUGUAGAGUGAAAACGGGAAACAAAAGUUUUAUAAGUUCUCUAGCACGAUCAGUGCUGUUAUCAGAAGAUGCUCGACCAUGAAACACAUAAAUGAAAGUAAACACAGCCGCGUGUGAAUUCGCGUUAUCAAUAAAAGGCGUGAUCGACACGCCUGAGCCGACGGAUGAUGGCCUCAGCACAGAACAAUCGUUAACGAUUAAUGAGUCUUUCCAUCGAAACGCCCGCACGCACAGUCGAGAUCUCAUAACGAAAUUCAUUCGUUUGCAGGGCGAUGUGGCUGAUUCAAAUGUAAUUUUAUACGAAUAUAGUUUAACUUAUUUAUUUAUUUAAUAAAUAAAGAAGAAGACGAAAAAAAAAAUUGCAAAAAGACGAAAAAUGGAACGUUUCAAAAUCUAUAAAUCGAUGGUGUUGUGCUUCCUAAAGUGGUGAUCUAGUGUCAAAGUGCCUCGAAAGUCUGAUAUAAUAGACUGUUUAUUAGGUGUAAGUUAUAAUUGUGCUAAGGAUUAUGCUGAUCAAUACGUUUUUGGACACGGAGGAUUUCGUGCACCUGUAUUACGCCGAGGAUGAGGGUACAGCGCAGGGGUGCGGGGCCGGGGCGCGUAUGGCCUCCAAGUACCCUGCAGCCAGGCCGCCUUCUCCAGAAUAUUCACAGGUGACAGCGUCGUCGAGCGAGAUGGGUGAGCGGGAGCGUUACCGCGCCCCGCCGGAGCCUCCGCCGCGACGAGCCGCCGACCUCUUCCCGCGGCACCGCACGCACUACGACGAGCCCGACCUCGACGCCGGCUUCUCGCCCAUCCCCGGCGAGUUCGUGCAGUGGGUCAGUAGAACGGCAGAUGGCGGCACUAUCGCCAUGUCGAACUACAGAUUACACGCUCAGCCGAGACGCCGACACGGACCCGGCUCGUCCGUUCCCUUGCGUCUCAUCGAUGCUUUGGAGAUUCGGGAUAUACAGCAUCUGAUCAUUCUUUGCAAGAAUGGUGGCCAAUUGAAAUGUACGUUCAACACCGGUGAUCAGUGUCUGGAGUGGUGGCGCCGGCUGUCAACAGCCGCACUCUCGCCCCUGACUUCCAUCCAGGACACUUUCGCUGCUGCUUACGCCGCCUGGGCUAAGGAGCAGCCCAAGUCGUCCGUGCACCGAGCUUUGAUCGACGAUUCCAUGGCAACCCAGCGACACUGGUUCACGAUCGAAAUGGAACGUUUAGGCUUCACAGAAAAGGGUGCUUGGCGCGUAACAUCUGUCAACUCCGAGUUCAAGCUCUGCCCCUCGUAUCCGCCUUUACUCGUGGUGCCUGCGUCCAUCGGUGAUGAAGAUUUGGACUCUGUCGCUAGGUUCCGUGCGAUGCGUCGCAUCCCGGCCGUGGUGUGGCGGCACGCGGGCACGGGCGCGGUGAUCGCGCGCUCGUCGCAGCCCGAGGUGGGCUGGCUGGGCUGGCGCUCGGCGGAGGACGAGCGGCUGCUGGCGGCCUUCGUGUCCUCGUGCGCGGCCGACCGCGGCGCCACCAAGCUCAACAACCUGCUCAUCGUCGACGCCAGGUCCUACGCCUCCGCCGUCACCAACAGAGCGCGCGGCGGCGGCUGCGAGUGCGCCCAGUACUACCCGCUGGCGGACAUACAGUUCAUGUGCCUGCCCAACAUACACCACGUGCGGAGGAGCUUCCAACAGCUUCGGGCGCUGGCCGCCGAGCCCGCGGACCCGGCCAACUGGCACAGCGGCGUGGAGCGCACGCUGUGGCUGCAGUACCUGGCGGGGCUGGGGCGCGCGGCGGCGGGCGUGUGCCGCGCGGUGGCGGCGGGCCGGCCCGUGCUGGUGCACUGCUCGGACGGCUGGGACCGCACGCCGCAGAUCGUCGCCACCGCGCAGAUCAUGCUGGACCCCUUCUACCGCACCAUCGACGGCUUCCGGGUUCUGGUGGAGCGCGAGUGGCUGGACUUCGGGCACAAGUUCUCUGAGCGCUGCGGCCACCAGUUCGGACCCGAGGACCCCAACGAGCGCUCGCCGGUGUUCCUGCAGUGGCUCGACCUCGUGCACCAGCUGCAGCGGCAGUUCCCCUGCAGCUUCCAGUUCAACGAAGCCUUCCUGAUAAAGCUGGCGACGCACGUGCACUCGUGCAUGUUCGGCACGUUCCUGUGCGCCAGCGCGCGGGAGCGGCGCGCGGCGGGGCGGGGCGCGGCGUGCGUGUGGAGCCUGCUGCGCGCGCCCGCCUACUGCAACCCGCUGUACGCGCCCGCGCCGCGCCCCGACCUGUGGCCCGACUACACCGUGCGCUCGCUGCGCCUGUGGGAGGGCGUGUUCGGCGCGCCCGCCCCGCCGCCCCCCGCGCCGCCCGCCGCGCCCCAUGUGGUGCCGGCCACCAUGACGAAGACCCGCUCGUGCGACGACCUGCUGGGCGAGUGCGAGAAGCGGACGGCGCAGCGCCGCUGCAGCGACCCCAGCCUCGCGCCCGACCUCAUGAAACUAUCUCGGGUCGUCAAAGAGAACAGCGCCCUGACCGACAGCUGUGUGGAGAGACUGGCUGACCUGGACGACGCCGCCCAGCAGCACGACCAGGUGGACGGCGCGCCAGACGAAGAGCCGGCGCGGGGGAUUGGCGCCGGGCGAGGGGACGGCGCCGGGCUCGCGGUCGGCACGGUGACGGCGUGCGCGGGCGCGGAGGCGGAGGCGGAGGCGGCGGCGGGCUCCCCGGAGGAGGCGCCGGUGUUCCUGUGCGACAACUACAGCGACGUGCUGGCGCUCGGAGACGCGAGCCGCGAGGGGGGCCGCACCCGCCACAUCAGCAUCACGUGGCGCUCCGUGUCCGAGUCCAGCACGCACUCCUCCAGCCCCACCGACACCGCGCCCUCUGCCGCGCUACCGGCUGACCUCAACGUCGACCUCAAUGCAGACCUCAAUGUCGACCUCAAUGCAGACAUCAACAGCGAUCUCAAUGUAGACCUCAACGCUGAUGUCGAUCCUGCUCACAAUGUACAGGAAGUCACCGCCAAAUUUCUCGAAGUCGAACUUAACGGCGGCGCGGCGUGGAGCAGCGGCAGCUCGUCCAGCUCGUGCGAGGGGGAGAGGCGCGGCGCCUCGCAGGCCACGCUGUGUCCCCGCCCGCGCCGGCCCCCCACCGAUUGUUCAGGCGCGUCGACGUCCUGGUGGGACGCGGCGGAGCCCCCGGACGGGCUGCCCCUCGCGCUCGACCCGCUGCAGGAGCGGCUGCACCAGAUCAUUACACAUCAAAAGAAAGUGGUUGAGGACUUGACGGGGCAGCUCCGCGAGUGUCGCGAGGCGCUGCGCCGCGCCUCCCCGCCGCCCGCGCCCCCCGCGCCACGCCCCCCACCGCCCGUCGCGCCGCCGUCGUCGAGCAGCAGCCGCAGCAGCCGGAGCAGCGGCAGCGGGUCGGCGUCCGAGGUGGAGGUGGGUGAGGAAGCGCGCGGCGUCACGUGGCUGCCCGACAGUGCGGCGCCGCGCUGCCAGCACUGCCACCACCACUUCUGGCUCGCUAGGAGGCGCCACCACUGCAGACGGUGCGGUGGGAUAUUCUGCGGGUCGUGUGCCGAGCUGAGCCCGUGGGGGUCGCGGGGGCACGUGCGCAUGUGCGCCCCCUGCCGCGCCCGGUGACCGCCCCGCCCCCGCCCCGCCGCCCGCAGCCCCGCGCGCCCCCUCGCGACGCCCGUACUGCUAUACGAACGAAAUACCUCAUUAUUAUUAUUAUGAAUAAUUCAUAAAUCAAAUCGUACUGAGGACUUACAAUGUGCUGCGUUAGAAAACGAUGAAGACCCUCACAGUAAUAUAAAGACCUCAUUUGACUCAAACUUUUCUAACGGACAUUCUAAGUUUGCGACACAGGCGACCACGCGGGUGCCUAGCGAACAAGUCGUGUGUGUUCUAUCGUAUCUCAAGCGAACGGUGACCGUCGUGUGGUCACCACUAUCGUUGAGACGUGUUAAAACACGAAAACGUGUUUGUAUCCAUCGGUCCCGCCGCGGGGUCGCCGCCGGGGAUGAUGACAGGUAAAACAUAAGAACCUCAAGUGUGGUUAAACUGCAGCUCUGACCCCACGCGCUAAACAAACUGCACCUGACCUUAUGAAUUAUCAUAACAAUUGUUUAAUUUUAUGAAGGCGAGGCGCGUCCGUUGUCGAUGUCCGCGGACCGCACCGCGCCGGGGGACGCGAAGCAUUUAUCGUUUAAGAAAUAUUCAAGGCGUUGUUUUAAAGCGAGAGUUUAAAUUAGGGAAUCGUUUCCGCAGCCGCCCUCACCGCCAGAGCGCUUAUGGACUUCAGAACUUGCAACUAUACUGAGACCUUAGAACUCAUCUCAAAGUAGCGGUAGGCAGCGGCUUGGUUCUGCCCCUGGCAUUGCUGAAGUCCAUGGGCAACGGUAACCACUCACCAUCAGGUGGGCCGUAUGCUCGUCUGCCUACAAGGGCAAUAAAAAAAAAAUUAAAAAAAAAAAAAAAAGUGGGUGGCGGCAUUUACGUUGUAAAUGUCUAAGGGCUCCGGUAACCACUUAACACCAGGUGGGCUGCGAACUCGUCCACCCAACUACGCAAUAAAUAAAAAAAGAAAAAAAUAUCGAUACCAAAAUUUUUGGUCAUACACAUCACUUAACGUAACGAAUUCAAGAAGAACCUAUAAAGCGCUCGGGUGAGCGCGGCCGCGGCGAGACAAGGACAAAUGAUUUUAGUAAAUGUACGCGAAGGCUGAAUUAAUUAAAUUAUAAUUAAUAAAUAUAUAUAUAUCUUAUAUAUAAAAAUAUAAAGGAAAUUCGUGUUACCUAAUAUGAAGUAAUUUAAAUGGCACUCGUUAUUAAGAUAUAUAUAUAUUUAAAAAAGAAAUGUUUUAAUUGUAAAAUGUUUAAAUGUUUUAUUUAUCGCGAGUGCCCGCGCGGCACGGCCCGCCCAACACGUACAGUAACCGUAUUUAUAAUAAUUGAAUGAUUUUAACGAACUCUGUGGUCAAACGAAGGUCCCUACGCGUCGGGGCCAAAGAAUACAAACUGACAUUUUGUAUAAUAAAACUUUUCACUUCGUUUUUUUUUUUUUGUAAAAUAAAGUUUUUAAUUAUUAUUUUUGUUUCUAUUAAACUAGUUUUGUACAGUUGUUUUGUUUCACUCCACGUCGGGCGACACUCGAGACAAGGACGGAGGUAUGCGCGCGGCAACGUGCGCGAGCGAGAUAUCGAUAGCGCGUCCAUUUUUUUAAAUUCGAUUGUCGUGUCAUAGACUAAUUAACGCACGCGACACGUUUUCGAUAAUAAUAUUAUAAAUGAGUAAAAUGACUGAUGUGUGUAUGUAGUGACUUCAUUACAAAGAAAACUCGUUAAUUUAUUAUUAAUAUUUCAAUUGCUGAGAAUUUUAAUAAUUUUUUUCUUACAUUACAUUUUUAUUAGUUGUCAUUAAGCCAUUCGGUAUACAACUAUAGACUAAUGUGUGCGAAAUAAAAGGUCUGAACGACUUUUCUUUAAUUCAUACAAUGUAUUUACGUUUAAUUUGUGAUAAUAAAAAUAAUUAUUUUAUGUAUAAUGUAUUAAGAGUUUAAAACGUCGUUGUUUAGAAGUCAAAUUUUACGAUGAUUGUAAUUGGUUAAGCGCGUCCCGCUGAUAUAUCCACUUCGGAUGUUUCAAAUCAUAUUGCGUAUAUAUAUUUUAUAAAUCUGAACUACAAUACGCAACGUAGCGCUUCUAUGCAUUAUGUGCUCUGUGUUUGUUGUCGACGGUCGGGCGCCAUGUUGGCCGCCAUUGUCACAUGCUAUGCGAAACCGGGGUUCGAGACUGGCCGUGUUUGCUUUUAGACUCGCUAUAACUCACGAGCGCUCACGAGUGCUCAUAGUCAAACUGGUUUACGUCACGCGUCAAUAUAAGUCGAUACGUGAGCGAUAUUUCUAAUCGCAAACACUUGCCUUCGUCUCAGUAUGCUUACAACAAAAUGUGGGGCCGUAAAUCGGUAACGCGCCAAUCGCUUUUAAGAUGUUAUAAACCAACGAACUGUUUGUCAGACGGAUAUUGUUAUGUGUAUAUUUUAUACGUUGGAGCGCCGCGACCGAGCGAGUCCGGGCGACCAACCGAUGACACGAUGUGAAAUAAAGCAUAUUUAGUUUUAA